AUGAACCUUUCCGCUUUCUCGAUGCAGCUGCCAAGGAAACAACAGUCGCUCUCACUCGCGCCAACAUUCGUCAUGGGUUCAUGGGCGGAUAUGCGACGUCUCUUUGGCGGAUCGAGAAUGACUGAGGACAUUGAUGUAAUCGUGGAUUCGGACCCAAGCGAGGCCCGCAACAAGCUUCUCCAGGCCAACGCCCGCUUCACAAUGACCCCCAGCAGCAAACUUGUGUUUUCGGGAGGGGAUAAUAAGCCCAUCGCAGUUGAGCUUCUUCGUGGAGGAGAAGGCAGACAGUUGAAGUUACCUGACGCAAAUGCGGUUUCUCUUCGCUCCAUCACUGCCAAUGUCCUGCCGGGACGUGUUGAGGAGACCCCAAUCCCCAUCAUUGCACCCUCCGUCCUCGUCCUCACCAAGCUCAAGAGAUGGGCAUUUAUCGCCAACUCCACCCGUCCCGCAAGUACCAGAAAAGCAGUGAGGGACGUCAAAGAUAUUCAGGUAAUCCUGAAUCCUGACCUGGCUGGUUAA
Molecule: messenger RNA, 519 nt
Organism: Penicillium egyptiacum
Lineage: Eukaryota; Fungi; Ascomycota; Eurotiomycetes; Eurotiales; Aspergillaceae
Source: the annotation of a GenBank genome assembly